AUGGAUGAGGCUCAAUCCAAAACAGUUGUGACCGAUGGCGAUGAGGCGAUUGCAACAGCAAUAGAGGCCUUGAUCCCAAAUGCAACCCACCGCCUUUGUUAUUGGCAUAUGCACAACAAAGCUGUUAAGAAGGUGAAAGACCCAAGUUUCAGCGAAAGCCUAACAAAGCUGGUGUUCAAGUAUUAUGAUGUUGACGAGUUUGAGGAGAAAUUCAGUGAAGUUAUGAUACAGUAUGGGUUGCAAGGAAAGAAGUAUGGUGCUAAAUUGUACAAUACAAUACAUAAAUGGGCAGAGACGUACUUGAGAGGGAACUUUUUCUGUGGCAUGUCAACCACCCAAUGUAACGAAGGUAUUAAUGCCGUUCUGAAGAAAAAAUUGAACCAGAAGUUGAAGCUAUAUGAAUUUGUUAGGGCCCUUGACAUGGCCAUUUCAUGGGUUAGGCAUCAUGAAGAAACCGAUGAUUAUGAGUCACUGCACACAUCACCACAAUUAGGAGUGACGAACUUACCAGUUAUGGAGGAAGAACUUUCAAGGAUAUAUACAAGGAAUAUGUUUUUUAAGGUUAGACGACAAAUGUCAAAGGAAGGCCACUACACUGUACUCACAAAAACCAUCAUGGAGGGUGCUAUAAUGAUGAAACUACACAAGUUUCGUCGGGGACCAAGCCGAGCAGUCUAUGCAACUUUCGCUCAUGACUUUUUUGUCUGUGAAUGCCAAUAUUUUCUUACGUUUAGGAUACCAUGUAGGCAUAUGUUUGCCGUAAUGAAGCACCUAGACAUGGGACACAUGCCAAAGUCACUUAUUGUGACGCAGUGGACAAUUGAAGCUCGGUCGGGAGAGAGUUCAAUCUGGAAUGAUAGUUGUAUUCAUAUUGAUAAAACCACCCUCCAAAAGGCUAGGUUUGGACAAAUAAGUAAUCGAAUGAAUGAGGUUGCCUUCCUCGCGAGUAGGACCGACUAUGCACAUCGUAUUGCUACACUCAAAAUUGAUCGAAUUUGUGCAACAUUGAAAGAAGCUUUAGUGAUUGGUGGAGAUAGUUGCACGCCCAACCUCCCUAUGCAUAGGGCUUCCCAGUUCAUUGUGCAAGACCCAGAAUUCACCAAAUCUAAGGGGACUGGGAGAAUAACAGGAACAAGAAAUAGUGUCGGUAGGAAAUGUAGUUUAUGCAAGAAGGCUGGUCACAACAAGUUAACAUGCCCCAAAAGACUUAAGGGAAAGGAACCGUGUGUCUAUUCCGAAGAUUCCGAAAAUGAAGAAGAUGACGAAUAUGCAAAUCAUGAAGAGGGCGGUCAUCAAUGGACAGAAAACAAAACAUUCAAUUUUGAAGAAGAUGAAGUGGGAGGCAGCCAAGGAAGAGAGUUUGACUUCAAAGCUUAG
This is a messenger RNA of Humulus lupulus (European hop), 1377 nucleotides long. RefSeq names its product protein FAR1-RELATED SEQUENCE 5-like. Gene Ontology annotation, molecular function: zinc ion binding; nucleic acid binding. The transcript has a single exon. NCBI's taxonomy places the organism in Eukaryota, Viridiplantae, Streptophyta, Magnoliopsida, Rosales, Cannabaceae. Gene Ontology annotation, biological process: regulation of DNA-templated transcription. Bases 1 to 1377 code for a protein of 458 amino acids. The record is from RefSeq and is a predicted model, not a curated record.